AUCAUAACAAUUAUGUAAUAACUCGAAUCAAAGAUGGCGAAACAUGUAUCAACGGGCAAUCAUACAAGCGAGACUGCAACAGUUGCCACUGCAUCGGGUCCCAUUUGGUGUGUACAAAGAUGGUCUGUUUGAGACAGGCGGAGGAACAGGAUGACAGACAUGUGUGCGUGCCGGGCAAGUUCUAUAAGGACGGGUGUAAGCGGUGCUUUUGCAGUGACGAGGAGACGCUGAAUUGUGGGCCUGUGGACUGCAAGUCUGUUAAUAAGCUUCCAAGAACCCACGAAGAAAUCCACUCGCACAGCAAAUAUUCUUCAUCAGAACAACACAAGCUGCCAGUCCUGAAGUACAGGACUUCAGCCUGUACUCCCGGGGUUUCGUACCGAGUCGACUGUAACACCUGUCUCUGUCUCUCUAAUGGGAACCUUCAGUGUGGUCCGUUGCUGUGUCCUAGUCAUGACGAUGUACAUAGGUCUAAGGCGAAGCAUUACUCAGGGCUACCAUGCACCGAUAUCGACAUUAACGAUACAAACCUGGAGUGCCUAUUCUGUCAGUGCAUAGGCGGAACCAAUAUCUGCGACGCGAAACCCAACUGUGUGCCAUCCAAGAAGCAUGAUCCUAUCGACAUAAAGUCAGGGAAAAAAUGUACCAUUGGGAUGGUAUACAAGCAAUCGUGCAACAAAUGUUUCUGCACGGAAACCCGCAGCCUCCAGUGCACGUUGAAGAGUUGUCUCAGCAAAGCGCAAUCCAGCCAUACUCACAGGAUUAGGAAGCACUGGGUGGAUUACACGUUGAGAAAUAAAGGGAAGAAAGUUUAAUCAAAGAGGAUCGAAUAUACAUGGUGUCCCAUAAACCAACGCGAUAUUGUCACUUUUUUAACUUUUGUUCUUUACGUUUUAUAAAUUAAACGGCCAAUAUCUCAAA
This is a messenger RNA of Leguminivora glycinivorella, 921 nucleotides long. RefSeq lists its product as uncharacterized. NCBI's taxonomy places the organism in Eukaryota, Metazoa, Arthropoda, Insecta, Lepidoptera, Tortricidae. Gene Ontology annotation, molecular function: peptidase inhibitor activity. The transcript has 4 exons. The coding region runs from base 120 to 815 and encodes 231 amino acids. The record is from RefSeq and is a predicted model, not a curated record.